UACAUUCAAACGACAUGCGUGGAGAUAUACGUUCUGGGCUGAGGUCUGGAGAGAUAAACGGGACGUGUAUAUACUACAAAUUAUGUACAAUCCACCAGCAACUUGACGGCAACUUUUAUGACAAAAAUGGAAGCACUGGUGAGGACAAUAACCGGUAUUGGGAUGAGAUGGCAAAGGUGACAUAACUUGAUUGAAAAUGCUGAGAGUUUACAUUGUUCCCAGCAUCCCAUGGUAGGCCAUUUGUCAUUGCAAAAGAAAGUUCGAGGUAAAUUUCAGCAAUAAAUGGCCAGUUCAAAGUGAAUUGUCGCACCUGUUCCACAAGAGGGAUACGAAUAAUGUUGGUAUUAUCUGCCCGGAAGAGAGCGCAAAUGAAACGUUAUGAUUUAAUGUAAGGCUGUGUGAUGGUGAGUGUUUCGAAGUGUACCGCAAGAAAUACAAGGUGUGACGUAUUGAAGAGAGCUGCAAUCCCACAAAACGUCUGACCAAACAUGUAAAAGGAAAUUUGUCGUAUUUUGCAGUGUUUUCCAUUCAGUGAAACGCAUCAGUGUUGAAGCGCACGAAGCCCAGAGCGUGGAUCUCUCAACAAGCAGCCCUAUCCGAUGGAGUGCGGUGUAUCUGCAACCUACUCAUCCACUAAUGGAGGAGCACCUAAUGGAAUAAUGGCAGAUGUUCGAAGUGAACGAAGCCCAGCAAAAUCUGGUUUGCAUGUGAACUUUAGUGAGAAAGGAGAAGUGAAAGAAAGAAGGGAGAAGUUCCUGACAGCGAAAUAUGGAAGCCAUCAGAUGAGCUUAAUUCGAAAGAGGCUAGCAGUAGAGAUGUGGCUGUACGAUGAACUCCAGAAGCUGUAUGAGCCUUCGGAGAACUCGAAGGCUCGAGAAGUGGAGGUAGACAUCGAUGAGCUUCUGGACAUGGACAGCGAUGACCAGAGAAGGCGGCAUUUGCAGGAGCUGUUGGCAGAUGCAAAGAAAUCACAGCAUGACGUUAAGAAAUUUGUAGAAGAUCUGUUAGAGAGAGCCAAGACUCUUUGAAGAGUGCUGUGUGGUGCCAUCUCUAGGGAGAAAAGGAGAUCACUUCUUGGGGGAAAAAGGGUGGUGCUGAUGCCAACCCUGUUGAUCCAUCCAUCCAUCCGGAGAAGUCCAUAUGAUGCUCCAGAAACCAGUGUAUGGUUUGUUAGCUAGGUCAUGAAAUGAGUGUUCUCAUUCAUUCAUUCAUUCAUCAAUCAAUGAUUCAUCAGCAAGUUUACUACUUUAUUAUGAAGUUUCCAUGUAUGUUGUCCGCAAAGAAACCGAGGACGUCGGAUGAAUGUCGGUAGGCUUUCUGUUGUAGUAAUAAGAAAUGCAUUUGUUUACUGAGUGUUUUAUUAUAAAGUAUUUUACAUUUAGUUUAUGGGCAAUUUACUAUGAAACUUGAAAUUUGUAAUGAAUAUGACAUUUCAAAGGAAAUGUUAUUUCAGGGCAUGUAACGUUAAUUGAAGGUUCAGCGUGGAAUAGUAUGGAAGCUCAUCAGAUCUAUGGUGAAAGUAUGUACUUUCACUAAUUGAAAAGCUGAGGUAACGUAAUUAAUAUUUGAAUCUUUGUGUCCACCUUCUGUUGCGGAAAAAGAAAUUUAAACAAAAAAGAGAAGAAGCCGUUAUCGCUGCCAUCGUAAUCAACAUUUGUGUUUAUAAUAAUGAAUGGAUAUUAUUAGUAUGUCGUGUGGUGUGGGUAAUGUGACAUGUUCAUUAGCUAGUCGUAAAUCACCAAGCUAUAGAAAUUUUUUUUAUGUAUUUUUAAUAGUUCGUGUAUUGUUAACAUGGUUACAUUUCUGUAAUAUUUCAGGGCAGUCCACUGAAGGAAAAAAAAGAUACAUGUGAAAUUUUAUUUCCUUGUAAUUUUUUUAUACCGUACGUAAGUUAUCGAGUAAGAUUUCACUUAAAGACAUUUAUGUCUGUUGGCAAGAUGUGCAGUAGUUUCUACCUUUUGACACUCAAAACAAAAAUUCAUAGCAACAUUUUAAAAUCUGAGUAGUGAACAAGAUCCUUGAAGUCUUGGUCUUCCGUAGAAACAGAACUGCCACAUUAGGAAACGUAAAAAUUUGUUUUAAAUUUCAAUGUACAGGUUCAUUGCUGUUUUUAAGGUGACGCUGUUGGCAUAACAUUUAUUUAAUAAUGCCAACUCCAGUGUUACAUGCUAAAUAAGAACAUAUUUUACGAUUUGAGGCUUUCACGGCGGUGAGUACAAAGAUGGCUGUCUUCCGGGUUGCUGCGCCAUGUAGUCUGGUAGAAGUUUACCGAAGUCCUCCAUCAUCAGGGCGCAGCAACCCGGAAGACAGCCAUCUUUAAACACUAAGAACAGGUGCAUGUGGCGAUAUCCCACGUGAGCAAAAGUAGUGGUACCACUGUAAUUUACAAAGCUUUGGUGGAUGAACUGUUUUCUUGUAGGAUGUUUAGGUAAUAAGAAUGUGAAGUUGUUUUUAAUCCUGUGGAGUCCAUUCUGUUGUAUAAAGCAUUAGAAUUCAUUUUAUUUACCAUAUUUUUGAUUUAUUUAUUCCUUAUCAGUCACCAUCCUCACUAGUAACAAUAUAACAGUUAUAAGUCUGCCCUGCGUUGCGAUGUUGGAUUUUAUGAAAGAUUUGAACUUUACUAUUUCAGGUUAUUAUACCAAUUGUAUAAUUACUAUCUUUAUUAUCGAUGAUUUUAGCUUAUCACUAAUGAAUUUUUGUAUUUUAUACUUGCAUCUUAUUCCUAUAAAAGUAACUGCCAACGUAUGUUGUGUUACAUAUUUUAGUUUUUAAUCGUAUGUUUUCUUGUUUUCUAUUCGUGAUUUCUGUGGAUUGCUAUUUUUUAAGCUUGACCUCAGUUUUCAGAUCAUCACUUCCUCUCAUCUCGGGUAGAGUAUGUGCAUGAAUAUCUAAACAGUUUCCAUUCUUCAAAGGUACUAAAUGUAUAGGUGCGUAUACUGUUUUCUAACCCCGCUGUCUGGACCAUUAUUUUCAAACUUACCUGCUCAGAUGCAUCUUGUACCUUACAAUUCUGUUGUGUGUUUAUUAGUUUCAUAUGAAUUUAGGUAUUCUUCCAUGUUUAAAACAAACUAUUAUGCCCUUUGCUUCUAUGUUCAUUAAUUAGUUGGCCUUGUUUUUUUGGAUAAA
Messenger RNA from Zootermopsis nevadensis, 3126 nucleotides. Its product is annotated as protein phosphatase 1 regulatory subunit 14B. Gene Ontology annotation, biological process: regulation of phosphorylation. Gene Ontology annotation, cellular component: cytoplasm. The record is from RefSeq and is a predicted model, not a curated record. Gene Ontology annotation, molecular function: protein serine/threonine phosphatase inhibitor activity. Lineage: Eukaryota; Metazoa; Arthropoda; Insecta; Blattodea; Termopsidae.